CGUGACACCACACGGCCGCCCGUCGCCACGUCAUCCCGCGCUACGUCACUCGACUGCCCCGACACGGCAAUGAUGGCGGCGUCCAUCAGAGAAAAACAGACAGCCGCAUUGAAGCGAAUGCUAAAUUUUAAUUCUCCUCUGAUGAAAAACACCGCAGCAGAGCCAGUAUGGAAGGUUCUUAUUUAUGACCGAUUUGGACAAGAUAUUAUUUCUCCUUUGCUGGCUGUCAAGGAACUAAGGGACAUGGGCAUAACCUUGCACUUAUUACUUCACUCUGAUCGAGAUGCAAUCCCUGAUGUACCAGCCAUUUAUUUUGUGAUGCCCACAGAAGAAAACAUUGAUAGGAUAUGCCAGGAUCUUCGAAGUCAACUAUAUGAGUCUUACUACUUGAACUUCAUUUCUGCCAUUUCAAGAAGCAAACUUGAAGACAUUGCAAGUGCCGCUCUGGGAGCAAAUGCAGUCACCCAAAUCACUAAAGUUUUUGAUCAGUAUCUCAACUUUAUUACACUGGAGGAUGACAUGUUUGUUCUCUGCAAUCAAAACAAAGAGCUCAUCUCAUACCACGCCAUUAACAAGUCCGACAUCACUGACACAGACAUGGAAACCAUAAUGGACACAAUAGUUGACAGUCUUUUUUGCUUCUUAGUUACUCUGGGUGCUGUGCCCAUACUUAGAUGUCCGAGAGGGAAUGCAGCAGAAAUGGUUGCUGUGAAACUGGACAAGAAGCUCAGAGAAAACCUCAGAGAUGCAAGAAACAGCCUCUUUACAAGUGACACGAUGGGAACUGGACAGUUCAGCUUCCAGAGACCUUUACUAGUCCUUUUAGACAGAAAUUUAGAUUUGGCUACUCCAUUGCACCACACGUGGACGUAUCAAGCCCUGGUGCAUGAUGUUCUGGAUUUCCAUUUGAACCGAGUAACCAUGGAGGAAUCCACAGGCCCAGAAAACUCCCCAGCUGGGGCUCGACCGAAAAAAAAGAACAAGAAAAAUUAUGAUUUGACAGCGGCUGAUCGGUUUUGGCAAAAGCAUAAAGGAAGCCCUUUUCCAGAAGUAGCCGAAUCCGUGCAACAAGAACUCGAUACCUACAGGGCUCAGGAAGACGAAGUGAAGCGCCUGAAAAGCAUCAUGGGUCUUGAAGGUGAAGAUGAAGGCGCAAUCUGCAUGUUAUCAGACAACACGGCAAAGCUGACUUCUGCAGUAAGUUCUUUACCGGAAUUGCUAGAGAAGAAGAGGCUGAUUGACCUUCACACAAAUGUUGCAACUGCUGUCUUGGAGCACAUUAAGACAAGAAAGCUUGAUGUGUACUUUGAAUAUGAAGAGAAACUCAUGAGCAAGUCCACUCUGGACAAGUCUCUGCUGGACAUGAUCAGCGAUCCCGACGCGGGAACCCCAGAAGACAAGAUGAGACUUUUCUUAAUCUACUACAUCACAUCCCAGCAACCGCCAUCUGAGGUUGAUAUGGAACAAUAUAGAAAAGCGUUGGCAGAUGCUGGAUGCAAUCUUUCUCCUUUAAACUACAUCCGACAAUGGAAAGCAUUUGCCAAGAUGGCUGCAGCACCAGCAAACUAUGGAGGAAGUGGAGCUAAAGCCAUGGGGCUGUUUUCAAGAGUAAUGAACACAGGCUCACAGUUUGUGAUGGAAGGAGUAAAGAAUUUAGUACUGAAACAGCAUAAUUUACCAGUGACCCGCAUCCUGGAUAACCUUAUGGAGAUGAAAUCCAACCCUGAAACGGACGAUUACAGAUACUUUGAUCCCAAAAUGCUCCGUGGCAGUGAAAGUUCUGUUCCAAGAAACAAGAAUCCAUUCCAAGAGGCAAUUAUAUUUGUGGUUGGCGGAGGAAACUACAUUGAAUAUCAAAAUCUUGUGGACUAUGUUAAGGGGAAGCCGGGUAAACACGUGCUGUAUGGCUGCAGUGAGCUUUUUAACGCCUCCCAGUUUCUUAAACAGUUGUCUCAGCUGGGUCAGAAGUAAAGUCUGUUGGUGAGCCGUCGUAUGCAGGCAUUUCCUGUGUCUUUCCUAUGAUGUCUCCGUCAUAAAUUCCACUUGUGUAAUAUUUUUUAUUGUAUUAAAAACUGCAUUUUGGAGUAAAAGUAAAAAAGUAAUAAAGCAUGCUAACUUUA
Messenger RNA from Polypterus senegalus (gray bichir), 2120 nucleotides. RefSeq names its product sec1 family domain containing 1 (gene scfd1). The record is from RefSeq and is a predicted model, not a curated record. The coding region runs from base 70 to 1971 and encodes 633 amino acids. Lineage: Eukaryota; Metazoa; Chordata; Cladistia; Polypteriformes; Polypteridae. The transcript is spliced from 25 exons. Gene Ontology annotation, molecular function: syntaxin binding. Gene Ontology annotation, cellular component: cytosol; Golgi membrane. Gene Ontology annotation, biological process: endoplasmic reticulum to Golgi vesicle-mediated transport; intracellular protein transport.